GCUGAUGAGGUGUUAAAAGCUGUCAAACUACCGUCCCACAUGUCUGCACAAGCAGCUGAGCUCAUUGCUCUCACUGAGGCUUGCAUUCUUUUUGCGAACAAGUCUGUCACCAUUUGGACUGAUAGUCAGUAUGCUUUCGCUACAGUGCAUGUUUUUGCUCAACAAUGGAGCAACCGUGGCAUGGUUACAUCUACGGGCAAGCCCGUCACCCAUUCUACAUUGCUACCUCAACUUUUGGACGCUGUCCAAUUACCAACCAGGGUGGCGGUCUGCAAAUGUGCUGCUCACACUACAAGGACUGAUCCUGUUUCACUGGGGAAUGCCUUCGCUGACAGGUCUGCCAAGGCCGCUGCUGAAGGCCUGCUCCAUGUCCUCUCGUCUUGCACUGAUAUUGGUUCCAUGUCGCACAUCUCCCCUGACGUGCUGCUUGACAUGCAGUCUCAGAGCCCCUCACAAGAACGGCUCUCUUGGGAAAGGCGAGGUGCAGUGAAAAACACCGAUGGUCUUUUUGUAUGACCACUAGGCAAGCCUGUCUUGCCCCGGAACUUGUAUAAGUGGGCUGCUAUUUCGAGUCAUGGGGUGACCCAUGUCUCGACGGGGGGUAUGGUGAAACAGAUUGAUUCUAUUUUUACGGCAUAUGGAUUCGCAAGUUUUUCGCAACAAUUUUGCAGAGCAUGUUUGAUUUGUGCCAAACAUAAUCCACAAGGCAACCUAAGACCUAAAAGAGGGAAGUUCCCAACUCCAAUGUAUCAAUUUCAAACAAUACAUAUGGAUUACAUCCAAUUAAAUAAGAGCGAAGGAAAAGAAUAUUGUUUGGUCAUUAUCGAUGCGUUUUCUAAAUGGAUUGAAAUUUUUCCUACCAGACAUGCAGACGCGCUCACGGUAGCAAAGGCCUUAUGCAAAGAUAUCAUUCCUAGAUAUGGUAUUCCAGAAAAAAUUUAUAGUGACAAUGGUCAGCAUUUUGUUAAUCAAGUGGUGCAAAACAUUGGGAAAAUGUUCCACAUAAACAUUAGGAACCAUUGCUCCUACCAUCCGCAGUCUGCAGGCUUAAUUGAGAGAUUUAACGGAACUAUAAAAAACAGAUUAAAGAAAUGUAUGGAGGAAACCAAACGACCGUGGACUCAGUGUCUGGAUUUGGUGAAAAUGUACAUAAAUGUAACAAGUACAACUGGGUUGACACCCUAUGAAAUCAUUUUUGGGAGGCCUUAUAGGCUUCCUCAGUUUAAGAACAUUUGGGACGUUCCAGAAGAAGCCACAUUAGCAGAUUACAUGAGAAAAAUGUUGGAACAUGUGAAAAAGCAAACCAGUAACACUGAUGACCAACCCAUCUCUCCGCAGGAAGACCCCAAAGUGGUACCGGGAGACUGGGUCUUGAUCAAGAGUAUCAAGAAGAAGAAUUGGCACUCCCCCAAGUGGGAAGGUCCCUUUUUGGUAUUACUCACAACUCCGAACGCUUUAAAAAUAGCUGAGCGCAACACGUGGAUUCAUCUGUCUCACUGCAAAAAGGUGAUCUCCGCAGACCCAACCUAAGUAAGGAAGGUGAGCAAAGUCUGGUAAUAGUGCCUGAUUCUGGUGCCAAGAUCCAGGGUUGACGCGAAAGCCAGCGGAAGAUUUCCAAGACACCAACCUGAAGCUCAGGGAGUUGACUCUGAGGAGAUC
Syngnathus acus (greater pipefish) is the source of this 1659-nucleotide messenger RNA. Its product is annotated as protein NYNRIN-like. NCBI's taxonomy places the organism in Eukaryota, Metazoa, Chordata, Actinopteri, Syngnathiformes, Syngnathidae. The coding region runs from base 604 to 1530 and encodes 308 amino acids. The transcript has a single exon. The record is from RefSeq and is a predicted model, not a curated record. Gene Ontology annotation, biological process: DNA integration. Gene Ontology annotation, molecular function: nucleic acid binding.